GAAUGCGGCGCUGUUCUCAGCACGCUAACCUUGCAAACCAUGUUUUCAUUGGGUAACGAAGCCGGCAAUGGAACUGGUUCGUCGGCGAUUUUAUGUUUACCAAUGUCCGCGGCAUAACGCGGUGGAUUUAUAUUUUCAUCUGAACAUUGGACUUAUCAUUCUGGUUGCAAAAAUCAUCUGUUUCAUGUCAUUCUUCUAAUCAUGCUGUAUGUUGUAAAUAAGUAUUGUUGAUUUCGCGUUUUCUCUUAACGUCACCGGAUUUUGUUUGGAUGUGUUAUAGUAUUUUAUCAAUCUAGCAUUUCCUCCUCAAGAAGUCAGCAAUGUCUGUCUGGAAAUUCAAUAUUCUUAUUAGUUUAGCAUACAGUUCAUUAUUACAUAUUAGCUUUUAUGAAAUUUGUAAUGCUGAACAACCAAUAAUAGACAGUUUUGAAAUAUUAGAAUCUCUUUCUCAAAUUGCUCUUCUUAGGCAUCAUCCAAAAUCUGCAUAUUCAAAUUCUAGUAAUGUGACAGAAAGUUUCACUUCAUUAUUGGAAGAUCUGAGAAAUCAGAAUUUCACUGAAGAACAUGAAAAUGUCAAUUGCUCAUCAUUGUCUAAUUUUCCACUUUUGCCUCAGAAUUUAUGUAAUGAUGGAUCUCUUUUUAAGUGCAUGUCUGCAAAUGACAUGCUAGAACUUGUACCACACUCAACUAAAAGUGUUAGCGAAGCUCUUGCUAGGUUAUGUCCUUUGCUUUUACUUCAGCUGCACAAUAGUGCUUGUUCCACGUCUGAUUCUGACCCAAGUACUCUCUUGAGGCCAUCAAGUGCUGCUGUUUGGGGAUAUGGCCUGUUGUUUGUCACUAUAAUAAGUUGCUGUUCUCUUGUUGGUGUGAUAAUUUUGCCUCUGCUCAGCAAGAAUAUUUAUCAAGUAGUUUUGAUGUUAUUUGAGGGACUAGCAGUAGGCAGCUUAGUUGGAAGUUCUCUUUUUCAUCUUAUUCCACAGACAUUCAGACUUCUUGGGCAAGACAAAGAGCACAAUUAUUUGUGGCGAUCUCUUCUCAUUUUUGGAGGAAUUUAUCUCUUUUAUGUUAGUGAAAGAUUCAUGAAAAUCGUAAUGGAUAUAAAGAAGCAAAGGAAAUUGAAGAAAUCUGGCUAUGAAAUAAAAGAAAAUUCUACUGAAUUUUUGAAACCUUUAGCGGAUUCUAAUCUGUUAGUGAAGGAGAAAGCUUCUAAUAUUGAUGAGUGUGAAAAAGACAAAUUAACAAAUGGUUCCUCUCUCCUUCCGGAAAGCAUUAACAGUCAGAAUAAUUACAAAAUUAUAAAUGAGGAGAAGGGAAAAUUAAAGCCUGUUAAAUCUUAUCCUGUUAAUGGUGAGAUUGCACAGAAUCACCACACACAUCAUCAUGAACAUACUGUUCACUUUGAAAAAGGUAAAUCUACAAUUGGAACUGUAGCAUGGAUGAUUAUUUUUGGAGAUGGAUUGCACAAUUUCAUUGAUGGUUUAUCAAUUGGAGCUGCAUUUUCAGAGAGUAUUUUAGCUGGAGUUAGCAUUUCUGUUGCUGUUAUUUGUGAAGAAUUUCCUCAUGAACUAGGAGAUUUUGCCGUGCUUCUUAGUGCUGGAAUGACAAUGAGGCAAGCAUUGCUUUACAAUUUUCUGUCUGCAAUUACAUGCUACUUAGGACUUGUCAUUGGAAUAUUAUUAGGAGACUUAGCAGAAGGUGCACCAUAUAUAUUUGCCUUGGCUGCUGGAAUGUUCCUGUAUAUAGCACUUGUUGAUAUGAUGGGAGAACUGAGUGAAGCCCUAGAAGAAGCUCGAGGGAAAGGACUUAAACAAGAGUUAAAAGUAUUUUUCAUUCAAAAUAUUGGUAUAGCUCUUGGAGUGGCAAUACUUUUUGUAAUGGCUCGGUAUGCUGAGCAUUUCAAUUUUGAAAAUUUAAGUGCAUUUAUGUCUAGUUCAGAGGAAGCAUUAGAUGAUCGUGUGAAGCAAUUAUAUACAGGACUGCAAGAAGCCAAGAGUUUACAUAGUCCACUAACUCCAUAGUCAAUUCUUUUAAUUUUUUUUUGUUGUAUAUAUUUCAAAUCAUUAGCUAUCACAGAAGUAGUAUGUGAUUAAUGGCUAUUAGUGAGAAUUCUUUUAUGAAAUUCAGCAUGACUUUUUUUUAAAAUUCAGAUUCUAUUCUGGAGAAAGAUUUUCAUUAGCAUUGCUGCAGUGAUUUGCAAAUAGGAAAUAUGUACAUAAAUUACUUACUGAAAGAGCAAAGUACUAAGUGAAUUAUGUGCUGUAUACUGAUUGAAUACAAAAUUGCAAAAUGACAGCUUUGGUUUUACACAGGAAAUAAUUAUCUAUAAUAUUUUUUAAAUUGAUGAUUGCACUUUAAUGUUUUAUUUUUCAACUGAGGCAUGAUUUUUUUGAACAAACAUCAGUUGGUGAAGAAUAUCUUUUCUAAUGAAUGUAUUUAUUCUGUCUAUUGUGUGUGUGUAUAUAUAUAUAUAGAGAGAGAGAGAGAGAGAAGCAGGAUGCCCACUAAAGUUCGGUACCACCCAUUUAACUGCUGAACGGCUGCAGUUAUAGUCAUAAAAGUAUAGUGUGUUACUAGAUAAGGUAGCUUACAAAGCCACCUGGUGGAAAACAGCGGAGUUAGUGUCCUUAUGUCGAAAACGAUACAAGACAGAAAGAAAAAGUGAAUUACUAAAGUUGUAGAGCUUCGUCGAUUUAGUACAAAAAGACACCUUGUGGACAUGAAUGUUAAGAACAGAGCAUUUUAAAUGUGCAUUUGUUUGUUCCGGAUAUCCUACACUGUGACAUGGUGAAAGGAUCUUAGAAAGAAAAAAACAACUAGUUAUCACAAGCUACCUUAAUUUUCGAUUUUCAAACUUCUCCGUGUCAGUUGAAAUGUACAUCUGGACCCUUAUUAGAACUUCAUGUAGUAUGUAUUGUAGCAUAGCGGUUGGCACAUUUGCAAAAGCAUCUGUAAUAUGUCAUUGAAGGUCUUGCAAUGUUUGUCGAGGGGACGCAUGCACCUACUGAUGAACUAUCCUGACAGGAAAAUGCCCAUUGGAGUCUGGUCAGGUGAAUGUGGAGGCCACUCUUCGAAACCACCAUACCCAAUUAUUCGUUCUCCAAAUUCCUCCAUCAGGUACUGCUUUACUUGUGACGUCUUAUGCACAGGCAUGCCUUCAUGUUGGAACCAUAACCAUCCAUUCCGGAGUUGAAGCAAUGGCAGAUUCUCAACAAAAUCGAGCAUUAUGUCUUGCAGAAGUCCUGAAUAUCAUGAGGCCAUUAAUAUACCCUGAUAAAAUACUGGGCCCAUUAGCCUGUUAUUAUAAAUUCCACACCAAACACUAAUCGAAAACCGUAUUUGAUGUUGAACUUUGGCAGAACAUUAUGGAUUUUCCAGUAACCAGUAAUGGGUGUUCUGCCUAUUGAACAUUUAAUUUUGCUAAAAGCAUGCCUCAUCAGUCCACACAUUUAGAAUUUUCCAAAUGCAACAUUUGAGAGGCCACAGUUUUCACUUAUCUCUCUUGUGUUGGUGUUUGGAUAUGUGACAGCAUAUUGAUAAUACAUCUUCCAAUUGUACUUUUUGCCCUGCCUUAGCUGCUGUGCCGGAUCGAAGUCAGCUAGUCAUGCAGCCUGUCUUCCUGAAAUGUUUCACAACCUGUAGGAUGGUUUUGUAUGAAGGUUGCGGGCCUGCAGGAGAACAUUUCUGAUACAACCGUGCUGCCGAUCGUGCCUUGUGCCCACAUUCACCGUAAAGUAGAAGCAUCUCACAAUAAUCAUUAUUUGAAAAUCUCUCCAUGACCAUGAGCUUCAACAUGUAACUCCGAGGAGAUAUCACUUUUAUAGCUGUUUCAGGCGAACAGGUGUGAUGGUUUGUACACUUUUUGCACUUUCAAGUUGCGUUUAGUUGAUCCGUUUUGUGACACAAUUGUGCACAAUCUGCAUAUUGUCUACUCUGUUUUUAAAAACAAUCAGUAUAAAGAUACACCCCACGAGGUUUGUGUUCAAGUUUCAUGAUGUCACAGUUUCAGAAAUGGUGAAGAAACAAAUGUGCGCUUCCAGCAUUCUGUUUUUAGCAUUCAUAUCCACAAAGUGUCUUUUUGUACUAAAUCGACGACGCUCUACACAACUGUGUAAUUCACUUUUUCUUCCUCUCUCGUAUCGUUUUCGAGAUAAGCAUGCUAACUCCACCAGGUGGCACUGUAAGCUAUCUCAUCAACUAACACAUAGCCACUUUACUGUACCUAGACACUACUUUUAUGACUAUAGCUGCAGCCGUUUGGCAGUUAAAUGGGUUGUAGUGGACUUUAGUGGGUACCCUGUAUAUAUAUAUCUAUCUUAUUCAAUACCACUAAUACUACCACAUAUGGUUAAUGAACACUUGUAAUAUGACUGUUGGGAUAGAGGGCAUUUUAAAUUUAAUUUUUAAUUAUUUAAGCCUAUAAUAAAGGCAAAUAUUUUUCGUUACAAACAUUUGAUGUUUUCAAAUUAUGUUCUUUUGGCCCCAAAUGCAUUCUACUUCGCUUCUAUGUAAAGUCAACUUUCACCCUUUCAAUGAUUUGAGACUCUGAAAUCUUUAAAGAUGGUUUAAGAUGUUUUGAAGUUUUUAUUAAUUAUUUUUUUUAAUGACAUGUAAGCCAAAGUCUCAAUGAUGCAUUAUUUUAUAACAUAAUAGUUAGCUUCCCUGCUGUUGGCAUUAUUAUUUUGAUUCAGCUUGUUAAAAUAUUUAUUAUAUAUAUAUAUAAAAUAUCAGUUCCCUCUACUGUUUGGCAGUGUUAUUUUGAACAGGAUGUCAAUAUAUGAUUUUAUGUUCCGUAUCUUUAAUUUCUGGAGACUAAUUUUUAAAUCAUAACUGUGCUUAGCUUAAAGCUAUUUAAAGUGUUGAACUGUAAUAUAAAUAUAAAAAUCAGAUUACCCUUUUUUUAUAAUUUUUAAAUAUUUUCUGAAAAUUUUAAAGCAGAUUCUUUUUUGAGAUCAUAAUCUUAAAUUUUAAUACUUCCAUUUUUCUCAGUUUGUUUACAUGGAAAUAUUAAAAAAAAAAAAAAAAAAAAAAAAAAAAAAAAGAGAGAAAGAAAGAAAAUUAAAAUUUCAAAAUUAAAUAUGCUUAUUGUGUUCUCAGUGCAGGGAAUAAAUUUGGACCAAUAUUGUCUUCCAUGUACAAGCAGCAAACAAUCAUAUAUUUAAGAAAUACACCUUAAUGAUGCAUACAAUAUCAAAACUUAUUUAACAAUAUUUUGAUUACAGUAUUCUUGUACUUAUUCAGAACUGCCUAUAGUAACAUACACAGUACAAUAAGUAUACUGUACAGUUCAUUCCAGAUGAAUACAUAAUAGUUGCUUGAGAUAUGAUGCAAAUCUAAUCUUCUAACCUCUAAUCUUUCAGUUCCAAAAUCUUAGCUCUUGAAAUUUAUCUAGUCCGGGGGGGGGGUGUUAUAUUAGCCCCUUUUUUAAAACUUCUACCAUGUAAAGAGAUUUUUUUUAUGUAUAGCAUGUUAUUAUUUUAUGCCUAAAUUAUUAAAUAAUUUAUUGCGUUAUUUAAUCAAAUUUAAAUAAAUUUGUGUAAAAUCUGAGUGUCAGUUAUAUUUGUGUUUUAGUGUUAAAUCUUAAUAUUAAAAUUAAUGCAAUUUUUAUGUGAAUAUCAAUAUUUUAUCCACUGUGAAAUAUACAAAAUGACUAUUAGUCAUAUAGUAACUUAUGCUUAUUUCGCAAAUGCAAUGCAUUUAUAGAUAAAUGCUGUAAAAUUUAAUAUUUAUUAUAAUAUUUAUACUAAUUUAUUGUGUAAUUAGAAUUUUAAUAUUUGCCAUCUUUUGUAUCAGAUACUGCAAAGAGCAUAUUGACUGAUAUCAUAUUUCUAGCAUCAUUCACCUAAUAUAUUUCAUUAUAUAUUAUCAUAGUUCUCAACUCUUCUGGUUUUUUAUUGCAUCAAAUGGUAGACCACAAAAUCUUCUGGUUUUCAUUUUUAGCUUUUAGCAAGGAAACUGUUUUUCAGCAAUAAAUGAAAUUUAUGAAUUAAUGAUUUUGAAUUUUUUAAUUUGGGGUGAGGGAGAGUUUUGGCAUAGUCUGAAAUUCGGUUCCAUGCCAGAGAAGCAUACUUGCUGUUAAGUUAUACAUAAACUUAAAAGGGUGCUUUCCUUGAGCUUAACACAGCCAAUGACCAGGAUAUUAUAUCAACAUAUGACAUGGGAGGUAAAAACAUGACAUGAAGAUGGAAGAUGAAUAGCAGGUGAUUAAUUCGAUUGGUAUGUCGGCAGGUAGUAAAAAUUAGAAGUAAAAAUUCUAUACGCUACUUCAUAAAAAUGCUGCCCAGGAGAUUCUGCUAAAUUCUUGUGCCUGGUCUAGUCUUCGAUAUCUAUUUUCUAUGUCAGGAUUCCAUGCAUCUGAUCACCACCCAUGAUGGAGAGAAUCGCGGUUACUAGCAUUUUGAUGACCAGGACAACACACAACCCGGAUGAGCACAAUGGGAGGACAUAUAGUCUUCACACACGCAUUUCUUGGCUUCUACUAUGGGACUACAUACCACUAAACUUCUCAUCUCUCCAGAACUGCAUAGCCACAGGUUACGUAGGACGGGGAUGCUUGGUGUCUAACAUAGGUAAACAGGCGUAUGUCUCGCACCCUUCCCUAUCUAGUGGCAACAACUCCCUGGAGCCCCAAGAGGCUGUGUUGGGAGUUUAUUGAGACAUGAAAAAAGUUGUACAUGGCUAAACAAGGGUGCUCGUGUUUUGUUUUACAGAUUUGGAGAGACUUUGACUGAAUAGAAAUGGCAAGGAAACAAAAAUGUUACAAAAUUUAAAAUAAUAAUAAUAA
Molecule: messenger RNA, 6781 nt
Organism: Stegodyphus dumicola
Lineage: Eukaryota; Metazoa; Arthropoda; Arachnida; Araneae; Eresidae
Product: metal cation symporter ZIP14-like
Biological process (GO): intracellular monoatomic cation homeostasis; zinc ion import across plasma membrane
Cellular component (GO): plasma membrane
Molecular function (GO): monoatomic cation:bicarbonate symporter activity; zinc ion transmembrane transporter activity
Source: RefSeq, a predicted model, not a curated record